AUGCUUUCUGGUUCAAUACCUCCACAGAUUGGGAAUUUGAGAAAUCUAAAUGAGUUAGACCUAAAUAGAAAUAACCUUACCGGUUCAAUCCCUAUGGAAAUUGGAUAUUUGGAUCGGUUAACACUACUUUAUCUUUCACACAACAAGUUAAAUGGUCCAAUACCUGCACAGAUGAAGAAACUCAAUUUAACUUUCAUGGAUUUAGACAUGCGCUACAAUGACUUGGAGGGUCCUGUUCCUGAUGAAAUAGCUUUGGAAACUCCGCCAGAAUCAUGGAAUAAUAACAAAGGUUUGUGUAGUUAUUAUUGGAACCUCCCAUGUAGAGGUAGCAAGAACAGGCUUAAAGUCAAGGUUCCCAUUAUUAUAUCUCUUUCUGGUAUCAUCAUAUUUGUUGCAUUUGUAAUUGUUAUUGUCCGGUUCCUCUUGAAACGAAAGUCGAAGAAUUUUAUCAUUGAUACAACAACGGCACAACAAAAUGGAGAUAUAUUUUCCAUAAGGAACUACGACGGGACGAUUGCAUAUAAUGAUAUCAUGGUAGUUACAGAAGAAUUUGACAUUAGAUAUUGCAUAGGCACCGGAGGCUAUGGGAGUGUUUACAUAGCAAAGCUACCUACAGGGAAAGUAGUAGCUGUGAAAAAGCUUCAUCGCCUAGAAGCUGAAGAGAAAAUCUUUGAGAAGAGCUUCACCAAUGAGAUACAUGUAUUAACAAGAAUAAGGCAUCGGAACAUCGUGAAACUUUAUGGAUUUUGCUCCCAUCCAAGGUGUAAUUUCUUAGUUUACGAAUACAUAGAAAGGGGAAGCUUAGCUUAUGUUCUUGGAAAUGAAGCAGAAGCCGUGGAAUUGGAUUGGAAUAAACGUAUAAAUGUCAUCAAAGGGUUCGUUCAUGCUUUGUCUUACAUGCAUCAUGAUUGCACACUACCAUUAAUUCAUCGAGACAUAUCGAGCAACAAUGUCUUGUUAGAUGCAGAUCUCGAGCCUCAUGUUGCUGACUUUGGAACUUCUAGAUUUCAAAAUCCUAAUUCAUCGAACCGCACUAUACUUGCAGGCACAUAUGGAUAUAUUGCUCCAGAGCUUGCUUAUACAAUGGUUGUGACAGAAAAAUGCGAUGUUUAUAGCUUUGGGGUAUUGGCACUAGAGAUAAUUAUGGGAAAGCAUCCGGGUGAACUCAACUCUUCAUUAUCCUUUCUAAAUGCAAAAGACAUUAUACUAAAGGAUGUGUUAGACUCACAUCUCCCACCACCAACACAAUUGGUAGCACAAGAUCUAACUUUCUCAAUAAUGCUUGGAAUUGCAUGCUUGCACACCAAUCCAAAAUCUCGUCCAACUAUGCAAUAUGUGUCUCAGAAACUAGGAAGCCCUACAAACCCUGAUGGCAACUGUUCUACACAAAUUCAUUGUGGUAAUUAGGCACCUCGAAAUAAAAUCAAAUCCAUAUAGUUUCAUUGAAGUGGAUUGUAGAUUGCUAAGGUGUUUUCAUGUUGUAUUUAAAGUAUUGUUAGUUUCUUUCUUAAAUUGUUUUUUUUUUUUUUUUU
Messenger RNA from Telopea speciosissima, 1532 nucleotides. Its product is annotated as MDIS1-interacting receptor like kinase 2-like. The record is from RefSeq and is a predicted model, not a curated record. NCBI's taxonomy places the organism in Eukaryota, Viridiplantae, Streptophyta, Magnoliopsida, Proteales, Proteaceae. The coding region runs from base 1 to 1407 and encodes 468 amino acids. The transcript is spliced from 2 exons. Gene Ontology annotation, molecular function: protein binding; protein kinase activity; ATP binding. Gene Ontology annotation, biological process: protein phosphorylation.